AUGGAUGCUUCCAGUCGGAAUAUGUUUAGCAUACUGAUCAAAUUUUUGAAAGAAAGGAUGUUCAAGCAUCUUCGGAAGUGGUUUGACACUCGUUUUUUUGCGCGUUCUCGGCAGAGGUCAAGGCUGGUUUCCAAGGAUGGAAGGUGCAACAUAGAGUUUGGCAAUGUGGAUGCACAGUCAAGGUUUAUAUUCUUUGUGGACAUCUGGACAACUGUGCUUGACCUCAAAUGGAGAUACAAAAUGACUGUUUUCAUCACAGCCUUCUUGGGGAGUUGGUUCCUCUUUGGUCUCCUGUGGUAUGUGGUAGCUUAUGUUCACAAAGACCUCCCAGAGUUCCAUCCAUCUGCCAAUCACACUCCCUGUGUGGAGAACAUUAAUGGCAUGACCUCAGCUUUUCUGUUUUCUCUGGAAACACAAGUGACCAUUGGAUAUGGAUUCAGGUGUGUGACAGAACAAUGUGCCACUGCCAUUUUUCUGCUUAUCUUCCAAUCUAUCCUUGGAGUUAUCAUCAACUCUUUCAUGUGUGGUGCCAUCUUAGCCAAGAUCUCCAGACCCAAAAAGCGUGCCAAGACCAUUACCUUCAGCAAGAAUGCAGUGAUCAGCAAGCGAGGUGGGAAGCUCUGCCUCCUAAUCCGAGUGGCUAAUCUUAGAAAGAGCCUCCUUAUUGGCAGUCACAUAUAUGGCAAGCUUCUGAAGACCACAGUCACUCCGGAAGGGGAGACCAUUAUUUUGGAUCAGAUCAAUAUCAACUUUGUAGUCGAUGCUGGCAAUGAAAACUUAUUCUUCAUCUCCCCACUGACAAUUUACCAUGUCAUUGAUCACAACAGCCCCUUCUUCCAUAUGGCAGCAGAAACUCUUCCCCAGCAGGACUUUGAAUUAGUGGUAUUUUUAGAUGGUACAGUGGAAUCAACCAGUGCCACCUGCCAAGUCCGUACAUCCUAUGUCCCAGAGGAGGUGCUUUGGGGCUACCGUUUUGUUCCCAUAGUAUCUAAGACCAAGGAAGGGAAAUACCGAGUGGACUUCCAUAACUUUAGCAAGACAGUGGAAGUGGAGACCCCUCACUGCGCCAUGUGCCUUUACAAUGAGAAAGAUGCUAGAACCAGGGUGAAGAAAGGCUAUGACAACCCCAACUUCAUCUUGUCAGAAGUUGAUGAGACAGAUGACACCAAAAUGUAG
Molecule: messenger RNA, 1176 nt
Organism: Sciurus carolinensis (gray squirrel)
Lineage: Eukaryota; Metazoa; Chordata; Mammalia; Rodentia; Sciuridae
Gene: Kcnj1
Product: potassium inwardly rectifying channel subfamily J member 1
Exons: 2
Coding region: 1-1176 (391 amino acids)
Biological process (GO): potassium ion import across plasma membrane; regulation of monoatomic ion transmembrane transport
Cellular component (GO): plasma membrane
Molecular function (GO): ATP-activated inward rectifier potassium channel activity
Source: RefSeq, a predicted model, not a curated record